This is a messenger RNA of Lachnellula hyalina, 1209 nucleotides long. RefSeq lists its product as uncharacterized. NCBI's taxonomy places the organism in Eukaryota, Fungi, Ascomycota, Leotiomycetes, Helotiales, Lachnaceae. Gene Ontology annotation, molecular function: DNA-binding transcription factor activity. The coding region runs from base 1 to 1209 and encodes 402 amino acids. The transcript is spliced from 4 exons. Gene Ontology annotation, biological process: regulation of DNA-templated transcription. The record is from RefSeq and is a predicted model, not a curated record.
AUGCUCGAAUAUAUCCCCAAGGGUUUAAAAGUCCUCCUCUGUCCCACGAUGACUCUUCAAACCGUCACGGAACACUCAAGACGAUAUUCUAUCACUUGCAACAUGGAUUCGGCAGCAGACAAAGAAGAGCGCAAGCGCGAGUACAAUCGACUCGCCCAAAGAGAAUUCCGUCGUAGAAGGAAGGACCAUCUUAAGAAUCUCGAGCAGGCGCAAAAAGAACAGAGCUCGGAGCAAUCAGAAGAGAUCGAACGUCUGCGAUAUCAAAAUGACGAGCUGCGGAGAGAGAAUGAAACUCUCAGAGCACAGCUCUAUGGCUCUUCAACGCCUUCAUCCCACGGCCUUAUACCCGCAUCAAUGAACGUGCCAUCUCUCUCAAAUGAGGGACGUGCAUAUUCACUCUCCCCCUCCAUCUCAGGCACAUCAUUGUCGGGCACUGGUAGCCCUCCAGCAACCAUGGCUUCAGACAUGAUGCCUAUGGGGGCUCUAUCUUUGACAUCUUCAAUGUUAUCCCCAGCCAUGCAAGCAUACACCGACCCAUCUGCUCUAUCCACUUCGCCUUACUCAAUGGUACAUCCAUCCGGCCUCCGUCAUAAUUCACAAAGCUCACCUGAGUCAUCAGGGUUCCGAAGUUCUCGAUCUACAAUGGGACCCCCUUUUCAGGCUAUGAAUAUGUCUCAAUCGGCCGAGGUUCAAGCACCUCAGGGGGCAGGCCAACAGAGAGCUGUCCCUCAGCAGUCACGCAUGUCUCUGGUACCAUACGAUCGAAACAAAGCGAGAGCGGAAAUCAAUCAAAUUUUCCGGCCGCUCUACUCGGAUUCAUCAAUCAUCACGAAUCCUGAAAAGCAUCUUGCAGUCUUACGGUCUUUGAGUGAUAGCCUGCCAAGUGUUCUAAAGCCAAGCAAGGCGCAACUCGAAACACCGCACUAUUGGGGAAUCGACAUGAUAGCAUCUCCGUCUCUCCGCGAGCGCUUGCUGCAGGCCGGAUCCGAUGCAGCACAGGGUUUUAUUGUAGAAAUAGGCAUUACAGGAUUAGAAAGAGAGGAUGUGGGGCAGCUGAUCAUCUGGGGAGAUGAUCCUCUGAAUGAGAUGUCUUGGGAGUUCUCGCAGGCCAUAUUGGAGCGCUGGGGAUGGCUACUAGGGCGGGAUUGGGUCAACCGCGCAAACUUAUGGAGGCGGCAAAGGGGGGCUGCUUUACUUCCGGGCUGGUGA